UGAUCAAAGGCAUGGUUGAAGAGAGAGAUUUGAGAAGGUUUUUGACGGUGGUUAAGACAAAUGAACAGUAGGAGUGGUUGAGAAAUUUCCAGACUUCAGGAGUACAACCAGAAUCCAAAGAUUGGAGGGAGCGUGCUGCGGUGUGGGGCUGGUGGAGAUGGCAAAUUUAGAUCCUGUACCCAGGCUAUGGAGGGAUAUGAAAAUGAGGGUGAAGAUUUUAAAUUGAUCCAUUUGACAGACUGGGAGCCAGUGGAAGUUGGUGAAGACACGGGUGAUAGGUCCAAACUGGCCUCUCUCUUUGGCAUGGAUCAGGCUUCCACAGGUCAGGGGAACGAGUCUUUCCAGUAUACUGCCCCCAAGCAGCCAAAGAAAGGGACACCGCCGCCUGGAGCAGGUUCACAGAAGCCAACAGCUGGUGCUGUUCCUCCGGCAGUCUUGUUCGCAACUGGAGUGCACGCUUACCAAUAUCUGAAUGGUCAGUAUAUGAAUCAAGGGAAGCUGGGUGUGGCGAUUCUUGGAAACCAUGCUUCAACAGAGUACAAGAUUCUCCUGUACGCCAGCCAGCAGAAACGGAUUGCUGCUGCGCGCAUCUAUCCAACGUUCACCUUUACUGUUCAAGCUAAUAAUUACUGUGUGUUUUACGAUGACCAGCGACAGAAUUGGUCAGUCAUGUUUGAUUCUGAGAAGGCUGUGGUGGAAUUUGGCAAACAGGUGUGUUUGGCCAAAUGCAACAGCGCCUCAAUGUUGGAAUCAGUGCUGAUCCAGGAUCUGGCCCCAGGAGAUGGACAGGCAGUCGAAACAGGUGACUCUCUGGAAGUGUCCUACACGGGUUGGCUUUACCAGAACCACGCAUUUGGGCAGGUUUUUGACACAAAUGUGAACAGAGACAAGUUGCUGCGGCUGAAAAUAGGAUCUGGGAAAGUGAUAAAGGGAUGGGAGGUCGGCAUGCUGGGAAUGAAGAAAAAUGGGAAGAGACUGUUGAUCAUACCUCCAAGUUUGGCGUACGGAACACAGGGAAUACCAAACCGGAUUCCACCUGAUGCAACGCUUGUCUUUGAGGUGGAGGUUAAAAGGGUAAAAUUUUCAAAGGAAUCUGGGUUUGACAAGCAGAGCACCAGAUCUCAUGAUUCAGCUGCGUCUUCACCUGCCCCCAGUAUAGAGAGCCUGGCCAUGGAAACUUCGAUCCCAGCACCAGUGUCUGUGCCUCCAAAGCCUGGGGAGCAUGUGGUGCGGGCCAAGUCCAAUUCACUAAGUGACAUGUUGGCAAAUCCAGACACCACUAAAGCCAAAUUAAUUUCUCGAAUGGCGAAGAUGGGUCAGCCGAUGCCAUUUCUCACAGGAGCCCACUCUGCACAACCUGACUCCAGUGACUCAGAACUUGAGGAUCAUUCAUUGCGGGUCGCCCCACUCGCUGCCCCGUCUCCUGCCCCAUCAUCAGUUCAGCACACUGCACAUCCUGUUCACAAUCUGCCUCCACAGCAGCCAGCACCAGUGCCUGUAUCUAUGCACCCGUCAUCCUCUGCAGCAUUAAUGCCAGUCACUAUGUCUGCACAACAAGGACUGCCUGGCAGUGGACAGUCCUUCCAGCCAUACACAGGGAUAUCCUAUGGUUACCCACAAGGGCAUGCUGCUCAGACCCAGAUUCAGACAGUUGCACCGAUGUUCCCAGCCCAGACACAGCAGUACCAAGCUGCUGGAGAUGUCACUUCCUUUAUGAUGACAGAGGCACGGCAGCAUAACACUGAGAUUCGAUUGGCUAUUAGCAAGGCCUCAGAUAAAAUCGACCAGCUUUCUCAUAAGGUGGAGGAUUUGCAGAAACAUGUGAGCGGGCCCUCGUUGUUCCCAGGUAUUUCAUCAGUCACAAUGGAAACUAGCAUGAUCAUGCAUAACAUCCAGAGAAUUAUCCAGGAAAAUGAGAGGCUGAAACAGGAAGUGUUUGACAAAAGCAGUCGGAUUGAAGAACAGAAUGGGAAGAUCAGUGACUUGAUCCAGAGAAACCAAAGAUAUGUGGAACAGAGUAAUUUGCUGAUGGAACAGAGGAAUGACACUCUGAUAUCCUCAACAGAGAAUAAUCAGGCUCGCAUUCUGUUUGCAGAGCAGGAGAAGGUUAAGGUGACUGAAGAACUAGCAGUGGCCACCAGCCAAGUUGCCAAGCUGCAGCUGGAGCUCACAGCUCACCAGAAGGAGGAAAUGGAGUUACGCAGUCAGCUUGCGUCAGCAUUGCAGGAGGCAGAGGGGCAAAGGCUACGGCUGAACAACGUGGAAGCCCAGUUAACAGAGCUGCAGGAGGUGUCAGAGCGUGCUCAGACUCGAUGCAAAGCAGAGAAACAAAGCCGCAAGGAACUUGAGGUGAAGGUGGUCAGCCUGGAGGAGGAGCUCAUAGACCUGCGAGCCGAAAAAGAAAAUCUGGAAAAGAGUUUAGCAGAAAGGAAGAGAAAAGCAGGAAUGGAGCGGCAGCGAGCAGAGGAGGAGAUGGAUGAAAUCCGGAAAUCGUAUGAGGAAGAACUGGAAAAAGUGCGGUCGUUGCUGAAGAAAACCCGAACAUCGACUGACCAGGCUGCAGCAGAGCAGAUUGUAGUGAUGCAGGCAGAGCUAGAAUCACAGUGGCAGGUCAAGUGCGACCGGAUGCUGGCAUUGGCCAAGGAGCAGCACAGUCAGCAGUAUCGAGAAGUCUGUGAGCAGCGGGAAGGCCAGCAGCUUCAGAUUUCCCAGCUGGAGGCAAAGUUGGCAUCAUUGAAACAGUCUCGUCACGUGGAGGAAGAGAGGGUCUCAUCCCUCCAGGAACAGGCAGAUGAGCUGCAAACGCUGAAGGAGCGGUAUUUAUCCCUGCAGAGUAGAGCUGCUACAAUGAAGGAACACUACGACAGCCAAAUCAGUGAGCUGCAACGACAGGUCUCUGCAACCAAUGAUACAUCACAUUCAGGCGACACUGCUGAGGAGGUGAAGAAAAUCAUGAAUGGCGUAUUUCAGUCAUUGCGAGGAGAGUUUGACCUGGACGAAAUGUACAAUGGCAGAGGAGUUCUCAGCAUCAUCAUGAACACUAUCAAGGUAGUUACCCUGCAGCUCUUGAGAAGUGGCCAAGACCAGCCAAUCAUGAAGAAAGACAAUGAGGAUGAAGAAUCUGAGGAGGAGAUUGAGGAACGGGCAGCUCCUUUGAUUGGGAGUCUGAGUACUAAGGUGAAUACCUCUAUCACAGAAAAGCCAAAGAGUGCAGCAUUGUGUGAGGAGCAUUCCACAGCAUCUGAAGCUGAUCAGUUAAAUGAUGUGGCUUUAUCAUCCGGUCAUUCUCAUGAGGCGAUUGAGCUUAAACUAGAUCACGCUGAGGCCAGAGGUUCGAAAGCAACACAGCUGGAGUUGGAGCAGGCGGAGGCAUUUCUGAGCCCUACCCAGAACAUUGCCAUAGGUAGACUUGAUGCAAGUGUGGCAGACAGUCAGGAGGACGCAGCAGGGGACUUGGGAAAACAGACAGGUGAGGGAGAGACUGAGAAGAAAGUAGAAUCGCCUCUGUCUGACCUACAAAGUGAAAGACCUCAUCACCAAUCAGAGGUCCUUGAGCAUGAAAGGACAUUGGAGAAAAGCCUUAACCUAGUAGAUGGGGCCCAGCAUUGUGAGUCAGGCAAUGCCUCCGUUUUAAACAAUUCAACAGCUAGUGAAAGACAGGAGGAGCAAUCUCAAACACUCAGUUUUGAAAGUGGGGAUAGCAGCGCUGGAAUUCAGGAGGAACCUCGGCCUUCAGAACCUCUGCAUGGAAAAGUGCCAGAUCUCAAUGGGGAUGAAGAGAGCCCAGAAAUUCCAGAGGGUCCAGCGUUCAACCCAAAUGAGACUCCCUCGGAACUGGAGACAUUGCAUGUGACGGAAUGUGGUUCCAAUGGCACAGCAACAACUGAAGAACUCAAAUCUAAAUCUGUCUCCACACCAAACCCCUCCAGUCUUUUCAGUGAUGAUGAUGACGAUGAGGGCUUGUUCAAACCAGUGACUCUGAAAGUGGAGAAGAUGGCAAAGAAGGAGGAAGAAGAGGAGGAUGAGGAGGAAGUGAGUAUGAAGGGCUGCCCACCACCAGCUCCACUCUUUGGAGAUGAGGACGAGGAAGAUGACUUUGACUGGCUUGGAUGAGGUCACCUCUAUUGACAUUGAGGACAUGGAGCUGGUUCUGGAAGUAGCCAGUUCAGACCCUGCGGUUGUCUGAGAGAAACAGUGCUUAUUCUGCAAUGUACAGCCCUGUGGAACUUCACAUUCCGAAAUCCUCUUAGUGGUUGUAACCUGAUGGUCUUAGCCGUUUUGAUGUGAGGCUGUGUCCUCAGUCAGCACAGAAGGAAACUGUGGAUGAAAGUGCACUGACUCUGAACUGUAUUGGUAUUGUUCUUGAGCAGUAUAUGGCUCUGUUGCAAACAGAUUUUCUUUUUAUUUCCUGCUGACUUUCAAUACAUUUUUACUGUUUAUACAGCCAGGGCUAAUGAUGGUUGAUGGGGAGCCCAACUCUGCUGACCGCUUAAUAACUCCUAUUGUCUGCUACAGUUUGAUUAUGAAUCUCUUUCAUUCAGUUUUUGUCGUGUUGAAUCGGUUGCGAUUGAUGCUCAUGCAUAGAAGGGGACAUUCUCCUUGUUCUGUGUAUCCGGUACAAGCACAGGUUUGGUCCAAAAUAAAGUAUCUCUGUGCCUUAA
Molecule: messenger RNA, 4661 nt
Organism: Carcharodon carcharias (great white shark)
Lineage: Eukaryota; Metazoa; Chordata; Chondrichthyes; Lamniformes; Lamnidae
Product: FK506-binding protein 15-like
Exons: 29
Coding region: 187-4113 (1308 amino acids)
Cellular component (GO): growth cone
Molecular function (GO): peptidyl-prolyl cis-trans isomerase activity
Source: RefSeq, a predicted model, not a curated record